AUGUCUCAAGCACAAGAUCUUGUUGUUGUUUCGACAUCUUCAAAAUCAUCGUCGGAAAUUAUUCAUUGUAUUGAACACCUUUGCUAUAACAUUGUAAUGAAAUUGAAUUUACAUCAAUAUCCAAAAUUGAAAAUAUACAAACGUCAAUAUGAUUAUGUAAAUGAAAAAGAUCGGGAAAAAAUUGUGAUGUAUGUUAACUUGUUGUCGACAAUACAUCGUCUGUUAACAACAAAAUCUUUUAUGAAUAAACGAGAGAUUUAUUAUUCAAAUGUACAACUAUUUAAACAUCAAUAUAUAUCGGAUAAACUCAUUGACAACAUCCAAAAACAUUUUAAUGUUGAUCGACAACAGUUGGGAAUUGUGGCUAGUUCAAAAGGUCUAAUAGCUGGAAAUGUUAAAUUAGUCAAUAAUAAUGGUGUUUUAAUCGAUUGUGUCCAAUUUCAACGUGGUUUAUUAAUACCGGAUCAAAUUGAAAAGAUUCAAAUCAUACAAACGGACUUACAAUUCGUUUUGAUUGUGGAGAAAGAUACUGUGUUUCAACAUUUAAUUGAUGAAGGUUUAUUUGUUAAAUAUCCAAAAUGUUGUCUUGUAACCGGUCGAGGCUAUCCUGACCAUAAUACUCGUCAGUUUUUAUUACACUUAUCCUUACUUUAUCCUGAUGUACCAUUUUAUGCUCUAAUGGAUUGUGAUAUACAUGGCAUAGCAAUAUUAUCGACAUAUAAAUAUUCUAUAACGGCAACUACAGAUGAUGCAAUGAAACCAUCUUCGUUGAAAAAUUUACAUUGGCUGGGUAUUUGGCCAGAAGAAAUUGUUGAUCAGCAAACAAUUCAAUCGAUAACAAACGAACGUGAGAAAGGAAUGAUAAAACAAUUUAUGAAACGUCCCUAUUUGUUGGAAACUUGGUUAAAACAAUUAAAAAUCUUGGAUCAAAUACAAAAAAAAUUAGAAAUUGAAUCUAUUUAUGAUCAAGAUAAACAAUAUAUGACACAAAUAUAUAUACCAAAAAAAUUAAUUGCAGGAAAUUGGUUGUAG
Didymodactylos carnosus is the source of this 1032-nucleotide messenger RNA. NCBI's taxonomy places the organism in Eukaryota, Metazoa, Rotifera, Eurotatoria, Philodinida, Philodinidae. The record is from the annotation of a GenBank genome assembly.